AAGAAUAUCAAGAAAUACAAUAUAUAUGUUUAGACGCUUGGUGUCAGUGAUGGUCAGGGUAUCUGCUGAGCAUGUACCACGUGACAUCCAGAAACACAUCCCUCAUAUUCAGCCGAAAAGCAAUCUGUGCGUUAGAUCGCAGGCUUACAUCAAAGGCAGCUAAAUAUUUGGUAAACUUACAGAUUCUAUACACUUACAUACAUAGAUAUAUACAUUACAGCUUUCAGGACUCUUGUUGGAUUUCAAGAUACGGCCUUUUUUGCUGCACAUUCAUCUUUUUUUUGUUAUGGAACAAAGAAUACGAAAUGCACGGCGGGCGCGACAUUGUUGGUUUGCUCUUUUAUUUGCUUUAACCGAAUUAUGGAGCGUGGUGUUUGCACAGCUCAAAUACUCUAUUUCGGAGGAGGUUCAAGGUGGAACUUUUGUUGGGAACAUUGCAAAGGAUUUGGGAUUGGAUAAGAACGUACUGAAAAACAGAGGAUAUCGCAUCGUUGCAGGCACAACCGAAACCCCGUUUGAGGUAAAUGAAAACGAUGGUAUCCUUUAUCUGAAAAGCAAAAUAGACAGAGAAGAGGUGUGCGAACGUAUCAGCCCAUGUUUAAUCAACCUAAAAACCGUGCUGGAAAACCCACUUGAAAUCCACUACGUGUCAGUGGAAAUCCUGGAUGUGAACGAUCACUCGCCCGUUUUUCCGGAGAAAGAGAAGAAGCUUGAGAUUUCAGAGUCAGCCCUGCCGGGAGCGAGAUUUCAGUUGCAGGCAGCCCGCGACCCCGACGUAGGCCAGUUCUCCAUUCAGCAGUACAAACUUAGCCACAACGAACAUUUCAGGGUAGAAGUCAAAGAUCGAGGCGAGGAUCGUAAGGUGCCGUUUUUAGUUCUGCAGAAGCAGUUGGAUAGAGAAAUAGCUGCGAAACACAAACUGCGUUUAACAGCGAUGGAUGGAGGGAAACCAGCAAAGUAUGGAGAUAUAGAAAUUAGUGUGGAUGUCCUUGAUGUUAAUGACAAUUCCCCGUUGUUCACAAAAGAAACUUAUUCUGUUACAGUUGAUGAAAAUAUCCCUAUUGGAACUGUAAUAUUUCAGGUAAAUGCAACAGAUUUGGAUGAGGGUGCCAAUAGUGAAAUUAUAUAUUCCUUUGGCAACGAAAUUGAUUCUAAGUUAUUGGAAAUUUUUAGCAUAGAUGAAAACACGGGUGAAAUUAAAGUGACAGGUCAGCUGGAUUUUGAGGAAAGCAAAUCUUAUGAAAUUGACAUCCAGGCUUCUGAUAAAGGACCAGUUCCUCUUACAAGUGAUAAAAGUGUUAUGAUAAGUGUUAAAGACGUAAAUGACAAUCCACCUGACAUAGAAGUGACGUCAUUUUCGAGUUUGAUAAGGGAAGAUGCAAAGAUAGGAACUACUGUAGCUCUUAUUAGUGUAAAUGAUUUGGAUUCUGGGAUAAAUGGUAAAGUGAUUUGCACGAUCAGAGAAGAUGUCCCGUUUUCUUUGUCUCAGUCCUUACAAGAAAAUAUGUAUGCAGUUGUGACCAAGUCACGGUUGGAUAGAGAAAUGAUGGCUCAAUAUGACGUCACAAUCAGUGCAAAAGACGAAGGUGAACCACCAUUUUCAAGUGAAAAGACUAUGAAAGUCGUUGUGUCUGAUGUGAACGACAACGUGCCUGAGUUUGUAUUAAGCCCGUACACAUUUUACAUCACAGAGAAUAACAACCCCGGGGCCUCAGUUUUUUCAGUAAAAGCAUAUGACCAAGACGAUGGGGAUAAUGCGCUUAUUUCGUACCACAUUUUGAGAGAAAAAGGCAGUCAUGACACACUGACUUCGUUUCUUAACAUAAACGCUGAAACUGGAAGCAUUUUGGCGCUAAAGAGUUUCGAUUUUGAAACUCUCAAAACUUUCCAGUUCCAAGUUGUCGCCACUGAUUCUGGGACUCCGUCACUCAGCAGCAACGUC
Poecilia latipinna (sailfin molly) is the source of this 1942-nucleotide messenger RNA. Its product is annotated as protocadherin alpha-8-like. The annotation marks the transcript as partial. The record is from RefSeq and is a predicted model, not a curated record. The transcript has a single exon. NCBI's taxonomy places the organism in Eukaryota, Metazoa, Chordata, Actinopteri, Cyprinodontiformes, Poeciliidae. Gene Ontology annotation, biological process: homophilic cell-cell adhesion. Gene Ontology annotation, molecular function: calcium ion binding. Gene Ontology annotation, cellular component: plasma membrane.